AUGUUACUCUCAAAAGGGGAGAAAGAGGUGAUGAUUAAGUCUAUGGCGACGGCUGUCCCGACAUUUGUGAUGUCUUGUUACCGUCUGCCAAAGACAAUCACAUCUAAACUGACUAGUGCAGUGGCAAAAUUCUGGUGGAGUACGAAUGGCCAGACAGGGGGUAUACAUUGGAUCGCAUGGGAGAGGCUUUGCUGUAGCAAGCAGUUGGGUGGUUUGGGAUUCAAGAGUGUUGACGAUUUUAACACGUCUGUGCUGGCUAAGCAGUUGUGGAGACUGAUAGAUUAUUCGGACACCCUGUUUGCCAUGGUUUUUAAAAUUAGGUAUUAUCGGAACUCAGAUCCUAUGGAUCCAAUACGAUCUUAUUCACCCUCGUAUGGGUGGAGGAGUAUUGUAUCUGCUCGAUCUCUGGUGAACAAAGGGCUUAUUACACGGGUUGGCUCAGGGACCUCCAUUUCUAUAUGGAGUGAUCCCUGGGUUCCAGUUCAAUUCCCGAGACCAGCCUUAAGUAACGGUCCUUUUAAGGACCCAACUCUCAAGUUACCUCAUUUAAUUGAUCGUCAAACGAAUUCUUGGCGAAAGGAUCUGCUCACUCAGCAUUUUGAUCAUGUGGAUGUCGCUCUGAUAGAGGCUAUACCUCUAAGUAGUUUCUCAAAGAACGAUUAUUUAGGAUGGCACUUUACUAUAACUGGAAAUUAUACAGUAAAAUCUGGGUAUGAGACGGAACGUUUGGAUGUCCAAGGUCCUUUUCGGGCAUUGAGUUCUGGUUCAGCGACCACUCCCCUUCUUGCUAGGGUUUGGUAG
Molecule: messenger RNA, 801 nt
Organism: Camelina sativa (false flax)
Lineage: Eukaryota; Viridiplantae; Streptophyta; Magnoliopsida; Brassicales; Brassicaceae
Source: RefSeq, a predicted model, not a curated record